This is a messenger RNA of Daucus carota subsp. sativus, 1798 nucleotides long. RefSeq names its product sucrose transport protein SUC4. Bases 145 to 1617 code for a protein of 490 amino acids. Gene Ontology annotation, cellular component: vacuole; plasma membrane. The record is from RefSeq and is a predicted model, not a curated record. NCBI's taxonomy places the organism in Eukaryota, Viridiplantae, Streptophyta, Magnoliopsida, Apiales, Apiaceae. The transcript is spliced from 4 exons. Gene Ontology annotation, biological process: transmembrane transport; sucrose transport. Gene Ontology annotation, molecular function: sucrose:proton symporter activity.
AGUUGGCAGGUGUCUCUUCCGACCAAUCCAGCCAAACCUUGCCUAUAAGACAAUUGCAUUUUUUCAAACAAAAAGAAAGCUCAAACAGAGCAACUCACUCAGUGCUUGUGUUUUACCACAAUCAAAGCCCUGUGUGAUCCAGAAAUGACCUUAUUCACUAACCAUAUAGACCAAAACACACACAAUAUCUCCCAAAAAAAACUCCUCGGUGUAGCCUCAUUAGCCACAGGACUCCAAUUCGGAUGGGCACAGAGCUCACUUCUAACACCCUACGUUCAAGAACUCGGAAUACCACAUGCAUGGGCUAGCAUUAUCUGGCUAUGUGGUCCGCUCUCGGGGCUCGUGGUUCAUCCCCUGGUUGGGCACAUGAGUGACCGUUGCACCAGCAAAUUUGGUCGUCGAAGGCCUUUUAUUGUUGUCCAGGUAAUUUUGAUCAUUCUGGCUGUUGUAGUAAUAGGACACUCCGCGGAUAUAGGAUCAUUGUUGGGAGAUACCGGGGUGAGCAAGAGUCGAGCCAUUGUUGCUUUCUUUAUCGGCUUUUGGCUGUUUGAUUUGGCUAAUAACUCCACUCUCGGGUCUAGCAGAGCUCUCCUGGCUGAUCUCACUGGAAAGGAUCACCGGAGGACUCAAGUAGCGUUUUCGUAUUUUUCCAUGUUCCUGGCUCUUGGUAAUGUUCUUGGAUAUGCUACUGGCACUUAUGGAGGCUUGUACAAAUUCUUUGCAUUCACCAUAACCUCUUCCUGCAGUGUCAACUGUGCCAAUCUCAAAGCUGCUUUCUACAUCGACAUUGUUUUUACACUGAUCACAGCUUAUAUAUGCAUAUCAUCCGGUCAGGAGCAGCCUCUAAUUUCCAGCCAUGAACAUAGUCCUCUUUCUGGGGAUGAUCCUGAACUGUCGAGCCAUGACAGAGAAACUUUUCUUGUCGAAAUGUUCGGAACAUUAAAAUUUCUACCAGCUGCAGUCUGGAGGAUACUGCUCCUUACCAGCCUUACGAUGAUUGGAUGGUAUCCGUUUUUUUUCUACAACACGGAUUGGAUGGGUCGAGAGAUUUAUGGUGGCAAUCCGAACGAAGGGGAGAAUUAUAGCAACGGCGUCAGAAUGGGAGCAUUUGGUCUAUUGCUGAAUUCAGUUGUUGUUGGGGUUACUUCGGUGUUUACUGGGAAGUUAUGUCAGAAAUGGGGUUCUGGUUUCGUAUGGGGCAUCUCAAAUAUUCUCAUGGCCCUAUGCUAUGUAUCGAUGAUCGUAGUCUCGUUGAUCAUAAAAAACAUGGAAUCUGGCACUGGUUCGCCCUCAAGCGGAUAUGUGAUUGCAGCGCUGAUCAUAUUCGCCAUUCUUGGCAUUCCAUUAGGGAUCACCUACAGUGUGCCCUUCGCGUUGAUUUCUACACAGAUCGAGUCACUGGGACUAGGCCAAGGCUUGUCGAUGGGGGUUCUGAAUCUGGCUAUCGUGAUUCCUCGGGUUUUUGUUUCGGUUGUAAGUGGACCUUGGGAUCAGUUAUUUGGUGGAGGCAAUUCACCUGCUUUUGUCGUAGCAGCAAUCUCAGCUUUUGCUAGCGGAGUUGUAGCCUUAUUCACCAUACCCAGAAGCAUCACUAGAAAAACGACUCAAGAAGCAUGAUUGAUAUGUAUAUGUCGUGAUGGCACCAUAGAGUCUUGAAAAUUUUUGAUUUUGUGCUCAUUACUAAUAAUCGGCAUUGGGACAUCUAGUCUAGUCACUAAAGUGAAAACAAUAUAUAUCAACAAUGUCUAAAUCUAAAUGUAUUGAGUUUUGAAUUAGAUCGAGUUUUGAUUUGAUGAAA